This is a messenger RNA of Phacochoerus africanus (Common warthog), 875 nucleotides long. It is a transcript of the gene PLGRKT, whose product is annotated as plasminogen receptor with a C-terminal lysine. The record is from RefSeq and is a predicted model, not a curated record. Gene Ontology annotation, cellular component: plasma membrane. The coding region runs from base 154 to 597 and encodes 147 amino acids. The transcript is spliced from 5 exons. NCBI's taxonomy places the organism in Eukaryota, Metazoa, Chordata, Mammalia, Artiodactyla, Suidae. Gene Ontology annotation, biological process: positive regulation of plasminogen activation.
GGCACUGUGGGAGUGAGGCCCAGUUCCCUGCGGCGGUCUAGGAGAAGCCAGGCCUGGAAGCCUCCGUUGAGACCAGAGAGACCCGGCGCCUCUACUGCCCACUGCCCAGUGAGUGUGCACCGGCCGAGCGGGCCAGGCUGGCCUCAGGUCAAGAUGGGGUUUAUAUUUUCAAAAUCUAUGAAUGAGAACAUGAAACGCCAACAGGAGUUCAUGCUUAUGAAUACUCGGCUUCAGCUGGAAAGGCAGCUCAUCAUGCAGAAUGAAAUGAGAGAAAGACAAAUGGCUAUGCAGAUUGCUUGGUCUCGGGAAUUCCUCAAAUAUUUUGGAACGUUUUUUGGCAUUGCAGGUGUUGCUUUAACAGCUGGAGCAAUAAAAAGGAAAAAGCCAGCCUUCCUCCUCCCUAUCAUUCCAUUAGGCUUUGUCUUUACCUACCAGUAUGACUUGGGCUAUGGAACCCUGCUACAAAGAAUGAAAGGUGAAGCUGAGAACAUACUGGAAACAGAAACGAGUAAGUUGCAGCUGCCAAAAGGAAUGAUCACUUUUGAAGGUCUUGAAAAAGCAAGAAGGGAACAGAGUAAAUUCUUCAUAGAUAAAUGAAAUCAUGUUUACCCAGAACUUCUCAAAACACAGAAUUGUUGACUUGAAUCAUGGCCUUUACAAUUUUUAAAUACUUGAGGUUUUGAUAUAAUGGAUUUUAUUUUAAAAUAAUAAAAUGCAAGAUGAGUUUUGUUAAACUAUUUUAAAAUAAAAUUUGUAACAUUCAACACAAAAUCAUGGAAGUACUAUAAAUAACUUUCAGAUUUCCUAUAUAUGUGUGUAUAUUACAAAUAUCUAAAUGUAAAAUUAAUAAACUACAUUGUUGUGAAUUCCUGGAA